Molecule: messenger RNA, 3683 nt
Organism: Pocillopora verrucosa
Lineage: Eukaryota; Metazoa; Cnidaria; Anthozoa; Scleractinia; Pocilloporidae
Source: RefSeq, a predicted model, not a curated record
GAGGAAGUCAAGCUCGGAUAAAAAUCCAUUUGUUGCCUUUCUGUUUGGGGAAUGAAACGUGGAGACUGUUAAAGCAGUCUGAAUCCAAGGAGUUUUAUGUUCGAUACAGAAAACCCGGCAAAGUUUCUCGACAUUGAGUUACUUUCCAAAGAUGUCGCCGCUCAUAUUUACGUUCUGUGUUUUGAGCACCUGUGCGUUGUGCUCAAUCCUUGCCUUCGCUGAGAUGGAUGAAUCUGCGCAAGAACACCAUGGUAACCUUACUCAAGAACAAAGAUUGUUAGAUCAUCUGCUUCAGAACUACAGGACCCGCAGACUUAUCCGUCCUGUAAAGGAUCUCUCCAAACCAAUUGUCAUCGAUUUCAGUGCUGAGUUAGUUGGCGUAGCUAAAGUGGACGAAAAAGAACAGAUAAUUAAGACUCACUUUUGGAUUCGCCUGGACUGGAACAAUCCUUAUAUGACGUGGAGACCACAGGAUUACGGAGGAAACAAGGUGAUGAACAUUCCUCCCGAAAUGCUUUGGGUGCCUGACAUCGUUUUGUACAACAACGCUGAUGAUCGACUCAGCUUAAAAGCAACAUCCGGGUUCACAACGAGCGUCAAGGUCCGCCAUGAUGGAAACCAAACAUGGCGGGCUCACAUCAUCUACAAGAGCAUGUGCAACAUCAACGUCAAGUAUUUUCCAUUUGAUGAGCAGCAGUGUAAAAUGGUUUUCGCCUCUUGGUCACAUGAUGUGAACACAAUAGACUUGAGAAAAAGGAAAGGUCCGCUAGGAGAAAAAGCUGUGGCUAAAAAAGAUAGAGGAUCCGACGUGUUCCAGGAAAACGAGGAAUGGACGGUGGAAUGGAUUACCAUCGAUAGACACGAGAAAGAAAACGACUGCUGCGAUUUACCCGUCGCCGAUUUGACUGUCACGAUGCUACUGCGCAGACGCACCUACUAUUACGUAAUGAGCCUUAUCUUGCCCUGUACUCUCAUAGCUUGCACCAUCUUCCUAGAGUUUAUUCUUCCAGCAGAGUCUGGAGAACGAGUGGGCCUUGGUAUUACUAUCCUUUUAUCGAUGGCCGUGUUCCAAGAACUGACCUCUGAGAAGCUUCCCUCAAGCUCUGAACACUUCCCUCUGUUAGCUAUGUACUACUCAGUGUCCAUCAUGGAGAUAGGUACAGCACUCGGCGCUACCUGCAUCAUUCUAAAUUUUCACCACCGAAACACAAAGAUGCCGAGUUGGUUCCAAAAGAUCGUGCUUGAAUGGCUGGCCAAGAUCGUGCGAUAUGAGCCCACCUACAACCGGCAUCCGGCCAGCGGUGACGCUUUAAAUGACAGCACGCAAAAGAUAAUGCAAUCAAACACAACUAGUGACAGGAAAAGAAACGACGCUUUUGAUUUGGAAAGAGAAUCAAUCGAGUAUGAAAUGGACCUUUUCGAGGAGGCUCGCGUGGGACGUGACCAAGUGCCUUUGGCCCAAAAUGGGAACAUUUCAACGAAUCACGUCACCAGGAAGCGCUCGGUCAAACGCAAACCGCAGGACUCUGAAACCGAGACUACGGAGGUACAGAUAUCGGAGGCGAAGUUUCCUUUGUAUGACUUCAACAAAGAAGAAUUUUACAAAAAGCAAUGGCAGGAUGCGGCCAGGAUCUUAGAUCGAGUUUUGCUGUUAGCGUCGGUUGUGAUUGGGUCUGUUUCAGCAAUGAGUAUUUUCUUGCAAUCUCCUCGGAUCAGAGAACUGUUUAUUCCGUGACAGAGAACUCAACACUGUGUUAGGAAAAAAGUUUUCAGGCUGUAAACCACGAUUCCAUGACUAUUGAGUGAUUUACCUUUGCUGUGGAAAUGAUAGUGAUGCAGCUGGGAACGAUUUUGCAGGAAUCACCUCGAAUAAGAAGGUUCUCCAUUGUCCAGACGUGAAAACAUUGAAAAAGACCAUAAAUUUUCAAGAUUUCGUGAAGCCAACGAUUUUGGCAAAACUUGGGUUUCAGACAAUUCUUUCAAAAAAAUUGGCUGCUAAACUAGUCCUGGGCAAGAAUCUUCAUUUGAUCGAUCACAUCUGGCCAUCUGCAUGAAAAGUACCUCGGCUGAAACUGUUGACUCAUCAAUGCGCCUUGUGGCACCAUAGCAAUAAAAUUCUCAGUCAUGGUUUGGUGUUACUGAUGCAGAAUACGUUCAGAUCUUAACUGUUGGAAAAAUUGGAACGUGACUGCACGUUAAAAAGUUGACAAGACCUCCCCGAAACAAAAUCCUGACAAAACAUUGCCUGGAAUUCAAACUUCGGAAGUGACGAAUAAGGCAAACACUAUAUUUAAUGUCUAACGAAAAGGUAAAUUUUUAUUUGUAAGAGACAAGGUCUGAAUGGUGAAAAAUUUGUGCCAUCAAAACCUCUAACUAGAAAAAAUGAACGGUCGUUGACUAAUAGAUAAGAACUCGUAAAAAACAGAGUACAUUUUAACCUUGAGUUCGAAGGUAAGAGAACUCUGCGACAUGUUGCAUUGUUUUUUCAAUAGAAGAGAGAAAACAAUACUCCUGUAAUAGUUCAAUAAGGCUUUAGGGUACAUGAUCACUAAAAGUAAAUUGUAUGGGUGGAUAAGGGACUGAUGAAGUUCAUAUCAUUACAAUGGAAAGUUCACGGAUUUUUAAAGAAGAAGUGGAGUGUGACGUGAUGAUUAACAAGCAGGAAGUGACAACACUAACAGAUAAAACCCACUUUGAGGUUUCCAGAUCAGUUACACUUUAAUUUAUAGAAUUACCAAGCUGCAUUCUGAUUAAUUGUUAGGAUAGAGCAAGGCAAGUCACUUGACAAAUCAUUCAGCCUAGGAAGAAUCUUGAUGAAAUCAAAACAAGGUUGUUUAGUUCAUGAUCAGUAUUAUUGUGCCGCAUUUUAAAAUACUAUAUAGAGUAAUAGUAUCGACCCAUGUGCUCGAUUUCCGUCGUUUUCUCAGAACUGUCUUCCGAUCUUCCAAGAGAUUAUUAACUUGGAUCGUCCGAAGAAGUUUUGAAGAAGAGCGCGGGCUCGUUUCCCGAUCAGCGACUGGUAAUAGGUUCUAAUAGACCCAUCGAAACUGCUGUAACACAGUGGUCAAACGUCGAGCAUGCGCAAGGGAUCAAUUUUAGCCAGUCGAACGCCAAUUUCUCGCUCAAAAUUUCAAAGGAACACGUAAUCCAUCGCAAAAUAAGCUGAAUAAAAUUGAAAUGUACAGGAAAAUCUGUAAAAGGAACCAAAAGUAGGGAAAAAGAAAAACUCUUCAAACACGAAGGGUUUUCAAGUACAGUUAUUUUGUUUAACAUUAUGUUUUAAGCUUUACCAAAAAUGUUACGCGCUUUUAAAUCACAGUGACUUACCAGAUGGGGUUGGUUGUUUGUACUUCGUGUGAGGCGAUUUGGUUCUGACAGCCACCUUAUCAUUACAACAUUCGCGCAUGCGCAGACGUUUGACCGCUUUGUUAAUUGCAGUGGGCUGUCAUAUCUGUUAUAGUGUAAUAAGUAGAUUUGUAGGUUUUUCAUAAAAGUUUAAAUGUAAAAGACAAAAAUACAUAGUAACGAAGGCUGGCCACAGGGAAACAAAAGAGUUUUAUCCAGAACUUGAUUAUUUUUAAAAGAUAUAUUGAAUUGACAUGUAAAAAUGCAUCCUCAUUGAGUAUUUUUACAACUUCAUCAUUGUACAAAGAAAGGUGUUGGAGCUGAAUUAUAUGUCACGU